Molecule: messenger RNA, 5177 nt
Organism: Rhincodon typus (whale shark)
Lineage: Eukaryota; Metazoa; Chordata; Chondrichthyes; Orectolobiformes; Rhincodontidae
Product: TBC1 domain family, member 4
Exons: 10
Coding region: 331-1935 (534 amino acids)
Source: RefSeq, a predicted model, not a curated record
GCAGCUAACUAAGAGUCUGGCCAGUCUGAUCUUGUGGAAUGCGUCUCUAAUGCUGACAAAGUUGAAGUGACUCACUUAAUGGAGAUUUCUAUGGUUCGCAGCUGGGGUCUGCAAAGGUGGAGCCAGUGGGGUGCUUCACUACAGGACGAGAGUGUCCAGCAGACACCUGGACACAGACGGCAUGCACAGCCUUUCAUUUAAAGUGAUGGUGAAGGCAGGAGAAAGGCCUUCUCGGGCUGCAGCACUGAGUCAUUGAGUGGAGAAGUGGGUAUCCUCACUCCUCGGCGGAUUUCCUGGCGCCAGCGGAUCUUCCUACGCGUUGCCUCACCCAUGAACAAGUCCUCUGCAGCCAUGCAGCAGAAAGGAACGUUGGAAGAUCACCUUGAUAGCAUUGAGCUGCCACCACUUUCACCGCUCACUCCAGCUGUGGAGGAGGAUCCCUUGGCCUCUCUGCUAAUGGCGGAUGAUGCCCCAGUUGGAGAGAAGAAGAAACGCUCUUCUGAGGAGCUGCGGAUCAUGUGGAGAAAGGCCAUCUGCCAGCAGAUCCUUUUGCUUCGGAUGGAGAAGGAAAACCAAAGGCUGGAAGCAAGUAGAGAUGAGCUUCAAAUAAGGAAAGUGAAAUUGGACUAUGAAGAGUUUGUGCUUUGUCACAAAGAGGUUUCUACAGUUUGGGAAAAAAUGCUUGCCACUCCAGGAAGGGCAAAGGUGAAAGUGGACAUGGAGAAGGUCCAUGCUGCACUUAGUCAAGGUGUACCAAAGGCUCGGAGAGGAGAGAUUUGGCAAUUCUUAGCCGAGCAGUACCGCUUGAGACACCGGUUACCGGAGAAACAGCAACCGGCAGAUAUCUCAUACAAAGAACUUUUGAAACAGCUGACUACUCAGCAACACGCUAUCCUGGUGGACCUCGGACGAACAUUUCCCACCCAUGCAUACUUCUCGGCACAGUUGGGAGCUGGGCAGCUCUCAUUGUUUAAUCUCCUUAAGGCCUACUCAUUGCUGGACAAGGAAGUGGGCUACUGCCAGGGCAUUAGCUUUGUUGCUGGGGUCCUCCUCCUGCAUACAAGCGAGGAGCAGGCCUUCGAAAUGCUCAAGUUCCUGAUGUAUGACCUAGGCUUCCGGAAGCAGUACAGGCCCGACAUGAUGUCUUUGCAGAUUCAGAUGUAUCAGCUGUCACGACUUCUACAUGACUAUCACCGGGAUUUGUACAACCAUCUUGAAGACAAUGAGGUCAGCCCCAGCCUCUAUGCUGCCCCGUGGUUCCUCACCUUUUUUGCCUCCCAGUUCCCACUGGGAUUUGUAGCCAGAGUCUUUGAUAUAAUGUUUCUCCAAGGGACUGAUGUGAUAUUUAAAGUGGCCCUCAGCCUGCUGAGCAGUCACGAGGCAUUAAUUCUGCAAUGUGACAGUUUCGAGACCAUCGUAGAUUUCAUAAAAUCGACCAUUCCGAAUCUGAGUCACACACAGAUGGAGAAGACUAUUGUUCAGGUAUUUGAGAUGGACAUUUCCAAGCAGCUGCAUGCCUAUGAGGUAGAAUACCAUGUGUUGCAAGAUGAGAUGGUGGAGAAUUCAUUGCCCAACGAUGAUGGAGACCGUCUGGAGAAACUGGAGAGAGCAAACUGUCAGCUCAAGAGACAAAACAUGGAGCUACUGGAGAAGCUUCAGGCCACUCGCUUCAAGAUACAGAAUCUGGAAGCCAGCAUUGAAAAUAUUUUAAGCAGAGAAAAUAAAAUGAAGCUCCUAAUCCGCACAAUGGAGCAGGAGAAGCAAUCGCACUUAAAGACUAUAGAACACAUGCGCAAAUAUUUGCCACAGGACGUCCUCAAUGACGGGGAGUUUCUGGCAAGGAAGAAUUCAGCGAUUUUCUCGUCAAGAAAGCCUGAAGCAGUGGAUGAGGAACUGGAUGGUAGCAAAAUGAAAAUAGGAAAUAAUAAGUCAUGAAAACUUCAAGAGCAAAACCCGGGCGACAGUGCUCUAGGAAGCUGAAUAGCCAUUCUGAUGAGGAAAGUGCAUGCUUUACUAGGCCUCUGAGUCACUAUGUCACAUGGUAUAUGGCUCAGAAGAAGUUGUAUGGAGGCCUUUGUAAUGUAAGAAUGGAGAACUUAGAAAGUGUGGUAUCCAAAAUGUCAUUUUUUAAAAAAAAAAUCAACUUAACAGUCCUUCACCUGACUUAUUUGGUGUUUAGUACAUUUAGCAUCACGGUUGGAAACUGUGCUUCAUGACUACAGCUUCUGUUGUAUUACUUAUUGUACUUCAGCAAGGGGAGCUACUUGAUCAUUAAGACAAAAGACCAAGGUGACGGUUCUAUGUCAAUUGCUCUUUUCCUGCCAUAUAUAGUUACUGGGGUGAGGAUGGUAUUCAAUCUGUCAAAAUCAUGUGGGAAAUGUAAAAAAAAUUAAAAAAAACAAUGUAUUUUCUCUUCAAGGAGCAAUGUGGUUUUAAUGUGAAGCCAGUUGGAAUUAUCGUUUAAAAACAGAAGGCAGUUCAUUUCGUUACAUCAACAAAAUGGUUGACUGGAGAAUGGAUGUGGCAUUUAACCAGCUCCACUUCAACUACACAUACUUACAAAGUGCCAAAUCCCACAGCUUUCAUGUUGGUUGAUGUUGCAGUGUGCCAGCAAAUCAUUACCUCUUUAUGGAAUGGAACCAGCUAAAGUCCAAAGAAGGACAAUGUUCAAAAUGGAGAUCAAAAGUAUUGGAACUGCUUCUACUGUUACUUCCACCCAUUGAGUUCCACAGUGCUUAAUUUUCCACUGUGUGCGUUAUAAAUAUUACCAAAUCAUAUAAAUUUAUGUCUGUAUACGAUGUAGGUUCUAUAAAACAAAAAAAAAGUUUCUUCUUUGUUGUUUCUGAUGUUAUUUGAAGCAUCUUCCAAAAGGCUAACUCAGACAUGUUCAAAUAAAAGAACAGAACUCCAAACACUGGUUAAAAUGAAUGCACAUGUUUGGAUUCGUACUUGUUUCUCAGUCUGGUGUACGCCAAAAAACAGGUUAUAUAUUAAGGUAGUGGAAGUGCUCAUGCGUGUGAAGAGAACUGGACUCAUUCCUAACUAGAACUUCCUCAAACAAUCUGGAGUUUCUAGAAGCAUAGAAUCAAACAACACAGAAAAAUGCCAUUUGGCCUGUGGUGCCUGGACGUAAUCUUUAAGACAGCUGCACAGUUUAAACACAGGCACCUACCUUUUCCCUGUAACUGUGCAACCUCUCCAAGGACUAAUUUUUUAUCGAGCAUUACUUUUGUGAAUAUGCCUUUUGCAGCAGAAACUGUUCUUAUUAGAGUAACAAAUGAUUUGGAAAGGUGAAGUUAUUUCAACACAGUGCAGACUGCUCCAGCUCAGGUAUUGAAGAUCAAUCCGAAAGUCACAGGGUUGUGUCCUGGUGUUAAAACUUGAAUCUGUCUUUGAAUAGGUUUCAAUUUGUGUUUUGGCCUCCAUAACAAACAAGGGUAUGUAAGGCUUAGUGUCAGGUGAUGUGUACUAAUUUCCAGGCAGAUCACAUGGGAGAUCAUAUUGUCCUUUCCAAAGAUUCCAUUUUACUCAGAAUCUGAAGUGACAUUUAAAAUAUAAUUGUUUUAUAAAGAUUAGUUUUCAUUCCAGUAGGCUGAUAAGACUGGGCCCUUCUGGGAAUUUAUUUUCUGCUGUUGUGAGGAAAAUAGUUGCAGAGAUUGAGGAAACUCAAAACCAUCCAUCAAAUAGAAGAGGGGAUCACCUCAGCUGAAGACCCUGAGCUGAUGAAAUUUUAUUCGACAAAAGUUGAUGUCCACAGGGUAAUACUUGGAAAUAUGGAUGCUGCUAGAGACUGAUACUGCACCUACCAUCUGUUCACUUCCAGUUUGACAGAUGGCCUUGGAUAGUGCCUACAUUAUCCUGCCCAUCCAGUACUCCUGAGGGUGACAAUCUGGGUUGCUAUCAGAACCGUCAGAGAUCCUAAAAUCACUCCACGAAUAAAUAGUGAACUCUGAUCUACCAUCAGAUUGCAGAACUAAUUUCUAAGUGCUUUGUCCAUGAGCAGUUGCAAAACCUGCUACCCGUGGUCUUCAAAAACCUGUCUCACCAACCUCCCACAAGACAAAGAUUGGAAAAUCAGCACCAGUUCUCAGAGACAAUCAAUAUUCUGAGGACUCAUUUGGUGUUGGUUCCUUACCAGGAUGUUAAGUGGCGAGUUCUUCAAAUGUCACAAUUUUGGCCUCAUGUAACCUAGCAGCAGUUAUGUCAAGCAGUUGAACUUUGGUUCGACCACACUUUUGAGUACUGUCUGCAGUUCUGUUUGCCACACUAUAAAAAAUAAAGGAUGUAGAGGCAUUGGAGAGGCUACAAAGCAGAUCUCAAGGAGAAUACCAAGAAUGCAUGGGGAUCCAACCUGGAAAGUGUUUGAGUAUUUAGCUCUCUUGGAAGAAGGUCGAGUGGUAAUCUCUACAGUUCUUUAAAAUUAUGAAAGAUUUUGAUAUGAGUAAACCCACAGGGCAUGUUUCCUCUUGCUUGGAAGAACAUGACAAUAUAAAAUAGUUGCCAAUUAAUUCAAUAUACAAUUCAGGAGACACCUCUUUAUCUAAAGAGUGGUGAGAAUGUAAACCUUACACUUUACUGGCUCCUAUCAUAGUAUAAUAUAGUUGGAUUUAAGUGGAAGCUAGAUAAGCAUCUGAAGGAGUGGGGUAUAGAGGUCUUAUAAUAAUGGAUUUACACAAGGAAAGAAAGCACCUUGCUUGAAUAGAGCACAAAAGCCGGCAAUUAAUAAUAAAAAAGUUUUUUGCAGCUAAAUCACCAUCAUCCUGGGUAAUGGUUUGGGAAUCAUUCUACAGGAUGGCUUGCAACUGAUGAGGUAUCUAAGCAGGCAAAGAGAGAGGGCCUCUAGGCCUGCUGGGAACACUUGGCCUAAUUUACUCCAUCCCUGUCCCAAUCAAUGAAUGGCUAAUUCAGUUGCCCUUGAAUGGUUAUUUUGUCAUUUGUGCUCAUCUCUCUGAUUUAUCUGUACAUUUUCACUUCUGUUCAUUUCCAAUAAACCGUGAGUCUGUAUUACUGUCUAACAAAUGUAACAAGCCAUUGAUUUAAUGUUUCAUCUCUAACCAUAUUAAUGCUGUAUGAACUUCCUUUUAUGUACAUUAGUUCUCCUGACAGGAUACCUGUCCUUCUUCCCAAACAUUGGCAUGCCUCUUUACCCUUCUGAAAAUAUUAAAUUGAUUUGAACA